AUGCCGCGGGCCAGAUCCAAGCGAAAGAUAGCAGGUAUAGAAAAGUUAUUUCAUUUUACCUCAUAUUUUUAAUUCAGAAGAUCCUGAGACGACGGCUGGGAGGAGUGGAGUUGCUGAUGUCAAUAAUGAUGUAAUUACAGUGGUUCGAAAUUUUUUAAAGCAGCAAAAUGUUUUCCAGGACUUGCAAGUUUCAUCCGAUGAAGACGCGAUUUUGGUGGGGACGAGUUUUGGGACAAAUCAAGAUUCAGUGGUAUAAAAAAUAUAUAUUUGAAGAAUGAAAGAAGGUUCGGUUCAGACUGAAGUUCCGAAGAAAAAGAAGAGGACUCGGAAAAGGUCACUUUCGCCAUCGUUGAAAAAAACGCGGCAGAGGAAGAGCCUGCCAGUGUCAAUUUUCAUCAGAGUUCAGGUUGGUUUCAUUGUUCAUUCGUGGAAACGAAUAAUGUCCAAAAAUUCGGAGAUGUAUUUUUUUUCCCGCCUUGAUGUUGCUCUGAAACACAUUUUUAAAAAUGUUUCUCGUUUUGGAACGUUUUUCGCGUUUUUUCGAUUGAAAUGCUCUCAGAAGAUUUUUUUUUUGAGUAAUGCGUAAUCAAAAGUUGUUAAUCAUAUCCCUUUUACUCGAUUUGAAGGUUUUGAAAUCAUAUAACGCAGUCAAGAAGAAUAAAAAAAAUAUAAAAUGAUUUUCUGUUCAAAUUUAACACGCUGCCUGGUUAACUGUCAAGAACAACGUUUAUAGAAAAAAAAUUUUUUUUUUUGAUUCUGAUUAAACUUCACCUACUGUCAUAACCCAUCAUUAGAAAUUCGGACACAUCUUUUUAAGCCGUUUCCUGUUACUGUAGCCGGGUUACGGUAGGCAGGUGGUCACCUGCGUAUCUAAGUUUUGAAGAGUUUUCACUAGGCAAGUAAUAUAUAAAUCGAUAGAUAAUCCAAUUUUAGGAACUUUUACGGUACGUAUUUGCUUGGGGGUUACUCUAGGAAUUUUUGAGUUACGGUACUUUUUGUGUUUGUAAAGUCGGUUUUUCGGUCACCGUGGCCUUCGGAUUUAGGUCGAUCGUCAUUUUGAAUUUAAUUCACAUUUUCACUUUCUCAUAUUAAUGUGUUAACCCGUUUCAUUUUUUCAUAAUGCCAGCCUUUGAAUACUUUUUUGAACAGAAAUUUCCUGUCAAAAUGCAAAAAAGAACACUUUUUUAGCGACGGCCUAUUCCCGAUUCCAACCCGCUCAUUGGAACCCUCAAUAUUUGUACCGAUUACCGACGGAUAUUGUGUUGCACGCGAUUCGAAGAAAUGGAAACGAAGGAGUCGGCCGGGUUGAGGUAUUCAUUUUUCCUAAAAAUAGCCAAAUGUGGUCAAAGGUUGGCUUAGAUCAUUCAGAAGUGUUAAAAAAAUGGGAUAUUUUCGAAAUUUGUUUGGGACAAAUAAGUGAAAUCUGAGAAGAGUAGGGUAAAAAAAUACGAGUUUUUUUAUAAAUAUAAUGAGAUUGAGUUGAAAUUUUCUUAUAUCAUUCGGAUAAAAUCGGCUCAUUUUUCUCUUUUAAAUCUUCAACAUCGCAAAAAAAUCUACUUCUAAUUAUUUAAAAACAAACUUUGAAGCGUUAUAACUGGAAUAAACGCGAAAAAAAACGUUUAGUAAUUUUUACUCUGCUCCAGAAUUUGUUUUUAAAACUUUCAGAACGAACUUUGAUCGGAUUCUCAACCGGAACAUGUAAGAAAAAGUAUCAAAAUUUGUAUUUUUUUCAUUUCUUUUUAUUGAAAAAAAUUGUUUAGUAGUACCUUCAUUGACGUUGAAAUUGAUAAAAGGACCGUAAAACUUCAAAAAAAUAAAAUUCCCAUCAGAUCGCCCAAAUUCUCGGCAUGGACGCCUCAACAAAAUCCGGAAAUCGUCGAGUUUCCGCGUUCAUCCAAACAGUUUGUGCCGAACAUCCGAAGGAGGUCGGCCAGUUUCAAAAAAUGGAAGGCAAAGUGCGCAGUUUGAGGUUUUUCGAGAGGAAUUUUCGCAAAAUUGAGCAAUGGUUUCUAUUAGAUAUUACUGGAAAGACGACAAUCAGCCGGGACGUUUCGAUGAAUUGUACGAGAAAUUUUCGGCAGAGUCCGGCGGACCGUGUCCUUUCAAAAUGGGAGAAGUCGUCAAAUUUCCCGCUCACAAAUUGAGUUAGUUUGAAAAUUGAAAAAAAGGUUCCGUGGGUUUUAGGAACUUUUUUAUUAGUUACAGCUUAAAAUUGAGAUCUUUAGCAUUCUGAAGUUAGUUUCUUGAAAGAAAAUAAGCGGAGACAAAUUUUGGGAUGGUCUCGAGGCGAAAUACAUCAUUCCAGUAAUUUCUGAGGACAAUUGUGAUCUUUAAAUAAUCUUUAAAAUCUUCUCGGGAAAGUCAGAAAAAGAAUAAUUUUAUAGAAAAAGUUUCAAGAUAUAUAAGUGUUUAAAAAAAUCGAUUUAAAAAAAGAAUUUACUCGUGGAUUGUAGAAAAUAGUUCUCUUUACAGCUUGAAGUUGAAAUUCUUAACGUCCUGAAGCUAGUUUCUUUAGAAAAAAAUAUUUUUUUCAGUAAAUAUUCGAAAUCAAAUAAACUUUUUUUGAAGUCAUUCGGUGCUUCUGAACCAUUCCAAGUUUAUUCAGGAAGCUUUUUUUGCAGCGCAAAAAAAUUAAUAUUUUUUUGGAAUUCGUUAUAGAGUUAGUUUUGUCAAAAAAAAAAACGAAGCUAUGAUGUGUGAAGGGAUAGAGAAAAGUUUGAUAAAGGUCUCGAGGCGAAUUAGUUUUUGAAAAUGGAAAAUUUGGAGUAUUUAAAAUAUUGGAAAAAUGAAUGACUUGAUAAAGGUCACCGAAAUAAUCAUUUUAGCGGCUUUUUCUUUCUUUUUUCUCUGCAUUCUCACCUUUUUACGAGAUUUUCGGAUUUUUCUAGAGCUAAUUCUGAGAAUUAUUGAUCAAAUAUUUACGAGAUUUAACCAUUUUUUUGAAACGAAAAAAAUUAUUUUUUUCUCGCUUUUUGGCCCUCAAUUUUUCUCUCUAUUCAGAAUCCCCAUGGCAAAUAAGGUAUAGGAAAAUAUAGCCUUUUUAAAAAAAGACUUUUUGAAUUUUUUUCAAGGACGAAUGUCCUAAAAAAAUACGCUGAGAACCGCUCUUUUUCUUUGAGAUCUUUCUGAAGAUUGACUCCUUUAAAAAAAUCAAUAAAAUAUCGGAUUUUCAAAGGGUUUUUUUAUUACUGUUGAUGAAGUAAAUAUUUAAAAAAAUAUGAAAUCAUAGCUUUUUUUCUGACCUUUCAGCCUCAAGUUUAUGCUUUUUAAGGUACUUUACGGAUCUCCGACGUCACCCUGAAACGCCUGAUUCUAUUACUGGAGCUUGCGAAUAGAUACCGUGUGAUUGUCACGAUAAAUCAACUGAUGAAAAUGGUGGAGAGCAAGGAGAAGGCCGAGGGCUACAAGUUCACUGUAUGAUUUCUCUCGAAAUUGAAAAAGAAAUCUUGGGAAUUUAUUCAGAUUGAUAAAAAGUCGCUGAUGAAGUGCAUGUUGGCCUUGGAGAAGGAGAAUUUGCUCCACAUUUAUGAGCAGAAUGUUCGAACCGAUUGUAUUGACUACAAGGUGGGGAAUUUCUUUCAAGGAAAACGAAUGAACAUUUAAGAUUUCAUAGCGAAAAGGGAUUUUUAAAAAGCGUUUAUUAGGGUUCUUUGUUGGAUUUUUUUAAAGGAAAAAAACUGAAAUCAGAAAAAUUUUUGAAGCGAAAAAAAAGGCGUUUAUAGGUUUUUUUCUAGCCUUUAUUAGGGUCAUUUUUGGGUUUCUUUUUAAGGAAAAUGAAUAAAUUCAGAAGAUUAUUUUUUUAAAAAGGUUUUAAGAGCAGAUUUUUCAAACUUUUUGUUUUUCGAUUUUUUUGUCUUGAGAAAUAGGUUCAAAAAAAGUAUCUUCUUUUUUUCUCGAGUUUUUUUAAUUUCUGCUAAAACCUUUGAAAGUUCUUAAAGCGUUUUUUUGGUUUUAUUUUUGGAAGGAUUAAAUUUGAAUAAGGUAUAGGUUCAUAAAAAAAUGAGCUAUAUAUCUUAAAAUUAUUAUUUUAUCUCUCAAAAAAAUGGCUUGAAAUAAGCUUUCCUGAUGCAUUUGGAAGUAAAAUCUUUGCCGUUUUUCAAUUUUUUUCAAAGACUUAAAAAAAUUAAAAAAAUCGUCAUAUUUUUUUGAGGUUCAAAUAAUGUGCCAUCGAGACGUGAAAAGUGCGGAUAGCUACGAAAUUGCCGAUGCGAUUUUUGAAAAUUCUGGACGAUUAUAAUCGGGAAGGCAGGGUGUUCCCGCAUGGGCAGUUGAGGUAACAACGGAGAAAAAAAAAUUUUUUUAGCCUAAUAUUGAGCAAAAAAAAUGGUCUAAUGAACAAAAAAAAAAUGUGAAAUUUCAAUAAAUAAUUUAUUCGAGUUUUGAAAUGUAAUGUAGGUUUGGAAGGGAAACAAGCGUCGAUUUCCUUUUUUUUUUAAAGAAAUUAAAGUUUCUGAAGUUAGGAAAAAGGCUGCAAAAGAAGCAUUUGAAAAAAGUGAAAAAUCAGGGGUUCUACUUUUAAAAACUCCAGAUUGGUCUCCAUAGGGGCUACGGCCCUUGGAGGGUCCCCUUUAGGGACCACGACCACUAAGGCUUGCAAAAAUGGUCCCUCUAGGGGAAUUUUAGUCGAUAAUUUUUAUGAGCUCCAUGUGAAAAACUAAAAAAAAAACAACCAUCUAUGAGAAAAUUGAACGACCCCUAUAGGGACCACUCUUAAAUUUCUAAGUACUGCCAAAAAAAUAGGAUUUUUAAAGAUUCUCAAAAACGAAGAAAGAAGAAUUGGCGAAACUGAAGACGAAAAGAGAGGAGGAACUGGCGAACAUCAACGAGGUCUUUGCGGAGAACGGAGUUUCAUUCCAAGAACGCUAUAAUCUCUGGAGGCUCCAAGUCUCUCGCGAAGCCAUCGCCUCGACCAAAACGAAAAAUGUAAAAAAAAAAUUUCAUAACUUCUUCGAAUUUUUUUCAGGGCUCUGCCGAUGUCUCACAGGACAGUCGUCUUGAUGAGGUUGCAAAAAAACUUAAGAAAGAGAAAAAUAACAGUUUUUUCAGACCUUACCCGAAUCUUACUCCGAUGGUAUCGGGUUGGGCUCCUUGGGCGAAACAGGUACCGUUUUCCUGUUCUGAAAAGAUGUGGAAAUCUGGGAAAAUUUUUAGUGGCCCCUUUAGGGUUUUGAAGUUUUUGUGGCCACAAUAGUAGUCAAAUUAGUGGCCACCAUAGAGGUCUAAGUGCUUCCACUAGACCAUUAAAAAGUGGCCACUAAAUAGAGAACAUCUAUAGUGGCCAAUAAAACGGAAAAUAGUGGUCACUAUAUAGGUGGGUUUAGUGUCCUCUCAAAGUAGUCCUUGGCGAGCCUCUAUAGUGGCCACUAAAAAUUUUCCCAGUAAGCUAAGUAAUUUGAAAGUUAGUAUUUUUAGAGCCAUGUUGUAAGUUUGACUGAAAAAAAGUUCAGAAAUUAUGAAAACCUGAAAAUUUACUAUUUUUAAAGCCGAAUUUUGCUUCUGUCACCUGAAAGAUAGGCUGAAAAAUGACAGUCUUCUGAAAAACUUCUCUGUUAAAGCCGCAUUUAGCUACUUUUAUCUCAGAAAAAGUUUCAUAAAGGAUAGACUUAUUUUUUAAAAAAUCAUAAAUUUCCUGCAUGUAUCUUGAUUUCUAACUUUUUUCUUGAGUUCUUUCGAUUUCCUUUUCCUAGUUUGAGUUCAUAUCAAAAAUCUCAAAGAAAGAUAUUUUUUAUUUUGUCACGACAUUUUCGCUCUCGCACUUGAGGACGGAAGCUUGUAAAUGAUCUGAAUUUCGAAUUUUAGAUUUUUGAAAUGAGAGACUUCUUUGAAAAAACUUUUUUUAACGCGGCCUAUCGAACUUCUGUUAGGGAAGGAGCUUCAGAAAUGAUAGACGCCGACAAAAGACGCUCGACGACGCACUACGACGCGAGCUACACGUUCGGCUACCAGGCCAAGGCGAUCCGCUGCAUGGUCCUCCACGAGUUCGUCUGGAAGGUCGUCCGAAGCGACUUCGACGCCUCCCUGCCGGACCUCUACCAGCGAUUUCCACCCGGAAAGCCGUUCUCCGAUUGGCCGUCGCCUAAUCUCCAAGAUCUGCCCGUCUAUACUACGGAGGAAGAAAACUCUCCUUUCCGUUUCGUACCGUCUUUGUCGACUUUUUCGGAUAUCGAAAGGUUGGUUUUGUACCGAAAAGGAGUGCCUUCCGAAAUGAAUCUAAACAAAAAAGAUGAAAUAUGUGCCGCUUUUAACACGCAUUCUCCCAGAAAAUCGAACAAAUGCGAAAAAAAUUGGUACAAAAAUUUCAUCUUUGUUCCUGAGAGCUCUCCUUGCUAUGAUAGAUAGUGGACAACCUCUUGAAUAUUUAGAACCAGGUUUUAUUAGGCUCCGCCCACUUUCAGGCUUACUGUAGAAAAAACACCGUAAAAACCAAACUUAUUUCCUAGUGGAGCAAAUUGGUCCAAACCAAUUUUGAAACAAAAUAUGUUCUCUUUUAAACAUUUAUAGUUCUAGAACUGACCCGGAAAAAUUUUUCUUUCAGAAGAAAAAAAUUCAAGUUUUUUGAAAAAUGACGAUUUUCGCAGUCUUUGAGUCAUAACUAGUACUAGAACCCCCGAAUGCCUGGAUUUUUAUUUUUUCAAUCGACGCGUUAGGGUCUUGUGAGUAGAGGAAAAAUGCCUAGAAACUCUGAAUCCGGGUGAUCCAGUUGACCUCCAUCUCGAAGAACGCGGCCAACUUGAAAAUCGCAAAACCUUUGAAAAUUUCUAAUAUUUGUGAAAGCCGGAUUCCGUCUUGUUUCUUAUUUUUGUUCAACAUAACACAGCCUGCUGCAAAAUUGCAGCUCAAAAGUAGCUAGCUGGAACCCUUUGAAAAAAAUUUCUGACGUUUUUUUCUGAUUUUUUUCGUUUUUUUCGGCAUUUUUCAAACUUUUUCGCUCUAACUAGUACUAGAACCCCCGAAUGCCUGGAUUUUUAUUUUUUCAAUCGACGCAUUAGGGUCUUAUGAGUAGAGGAAAAAUGUCUAUGAACUCUGAAUCCGGGUGAUCCAGUUGACCUCCAUCUCGGAGAACGCGGCCAACUUGAAAAAUGACUAAAUUUUUAAAAAAAUCAGUUACUUUCUUGGGAGCAGGAUUUUUCCCUCACUUCUUUUUUUGCCAAUCAGACACAAUCCACUCAACAAAAAAUUGGAACAAAAAGUUAUGGCUCUCAAGCAUGACGAAAUUUUUUUUUUUCCAAUUUUUCACUUUUUCGGAUUCAUUGUUUUUUUCUUUCCUUUCCAAGCAUUGAGCUCUACUGGAUUAGGAUACCAGGAAUGCUUAGAGUUUUUUCGUUGUACUGAUCCGUUACAUCUUUCCAAGUUCUUUAAAAAUAUUCCCAAGCUCUGUUUCCGGGUGAUCCAGUUGACCUCCAAGCAGCCGAAGCGGUCGACCUCGAAGUCGAGCGAAAUUUAAAAAAAUUUUCCAAACCGUUUUUUUGCUUCCUAACCAGUAGUUCUCAUCAUCUGGAGGGUUUUCAGUGUAGUUUCCACCAAUUGCUGGCGUCAAUUUUUAUUUUUAGCUCAUUUUUAUUUUUUUGAGAAUUUUUUAAAAUUUUCGACGGGACGCAGCCCCAGCAAUACCCCUGUCUGUCGAAUAAUCUGGAAUUCCCUGGUAUUAUGCCUAAAAGAAAGUUCCAACUUACGUAAAGACACUACUUACGAAAAAAAUAGGGACUACUAUUUUGUGAAAAAGUAAGAAUCUUGUUUAUCGAUACCAAUUGUUUGACUUUUUUUUGAGAAAAAAAUUAUUCUGGACAAAAAAAUCAUACAGAAAAUAAAGAAAAAACUAUUUCAAGCAAAAAUAAUCAAAAAAAUUUUAAAAAACUUUUUGUCCAAAAUAAUUUGAUCAGCGUUUCAGUCCAGUUGAUAAUUCAAAAGAAAUGAGAUAAAAAAAUUUACGCCACAGAAAGAGGAGCAAGUCUCCUCUAGAUUCUUGCAAAAAAAAAAAAUACAGAAAGCGAUCUAUUGAUCAUGCCUAUGGGCCGAGAGAAAAUUUUUGUCGAAAGUCUUCGUUUUCGAGUGAACUGAGAAGCUAAGCUAUUUUGGACAAAAAUUUUUGGUCCAUUUCCCCAAUGUCGAUGAAAAAAAAACUGGACUGAAACGCUGAUCAAAUUAUUUUUGGACAAAAAAAGUUUUUUUAAAAAUUUUUUUGAUUAUUUUUUUGCUUGAAAUAGUUUUUUUCUUUAUUUUUCUGUAUGAUUUUUUUGUCCAGAAUAAUUUUUUUCUCAAAAAAAGUCAAACAAUUGGUAUCGAUAAACAAGAUUCUUACUUUUUCACAAAAAUAGUAGUCACUAUUUUUUUCGUAAGUAGUGUCUUUACGUAAGUUGGAACUUUCUUUUUAGGCAUAAUACCAGGGAAUUCCAGAUUAUUCGACAGACAGGGGUAUUGCUGGGGCUGCGUCCCGUCGAAAAUUUUUAAAAAAAUUCUCAUGAGCUAAAAAAAUAAAAAAAUUGACGCCAGCAAUUGGUGGAAACUACACUGAAAAACCCUCCAGAUGAUGAGAACUACUGGUUAGGAAGCAAAAAAACGGUUUGGAAAAUUUUUUUAAAUUUCGCUCGACUUCGAGGUCGACCGCUUCGGCUGCUUGGAGGUCAACUGGAUCACCCGGAAACAGAGCUUGGGAAUAUUUUUAAAGAACUUGGAAAGAUGUAACGGAUCAGUACAACGAAAAAAAACUCUAAGCAUUCCUGGUAUCCUAAUCCAGUAGAGCUCAAUGCUUGGAAAAGGAAAGAAAAAAACAAUGAAUCCGAAAAAAAGUGAAAAAAAUUGGAAAAAAAUUUCGUCAUGCUUGAGAGCCAUAACUUUUUUUGUUCCAAUUUUUUUGUUGAGUGGAUUGUGUCUGAUUGGCAAAAAAAGAAGUGAGGGAAAAAUCCUGCUCCCAAGAAAGUAACUGAUUUUUAAAAAUUUAGUCAUUUUCAAGUUGGCCGCGUUCUCCGAGAUGGAGGUCAACUGGAUCACCCGGAUUCAGAGUUCAUAGACAUUUUUCCUCUACUCAUAAGACCCUAAUGCGUCGAUUGAAAAAAUAAAAAUCCAGGCAUUCGGGGGUUCUAGUACUAGUUAGAGCGAAAAGUUUGAAAAUGCCGAAAAAACGAAAAAUCAGAAAAACGUCAGAAAUUUUUUUUCAAAGGGUUCCAGCUAGCUACUUUUGAGCUGCAAUUUUGCAGCAGGCUGUGUUAUGUUGAACAAAAAUAAGAAACAAGACGGAAUCCGGCUUUCACAAAUAAUAGAAAUUUUCAAAGGUUUUGCGAUUUUCAAGUUGGCCGCGUUCUUCGAGAUGGAGGUCAACUGGAUCACCCGGAUUCAGAGUUUCUAGGCAUUUUUCCUCUACUCACAAGACCCUAACGCGUCGAUUGAAAAAAUAAAAAUCCAGGCAUUCGGGGGUUCUAGUACUAGUUAUGACUCAAAGACUGCGAAAAUCGUCAUUUUUCAAAAAACUUGAAUUUUUUUCUUCUGAAAGAAAAAUUUUUCCGGGUCAGUUCUUAACUAUAAAUGUUUAAAAGAGAACAUAUUUUGUUUCAAAGUUGGUUUGGACCAAUUUGCUCCACUAGGAAAAAAGUUUGGUUUUUACGGUGUUUUUUCUACAGUAAGCCUGAAAGUGGGCGGAGCCUAAUAAAACCUGGUUCUAAAUAUUCAAGAGGUUGUCCACUAUCUAUCAUAGCAAGGAGAGCUCUCAGGAACAAAGAUGAAAUUUUUGUACCAAGGGUUAAUCGAAAAUCUCGGAGAACGUGUGUUAAACUCUCAUGCCUAUAAGGGUAGGCCAGCCGGGCUAACACGGGGCUCAACGGGUGUACCCGUAUCAAGUCCGGUUGAGCACGGCUGAUAGAACUUUUAGCCUUUUUACCACAGCUGAGACCGCUUUAGCACAGUUAGGUUUCCUAUUUUUCUUGCGCCCGCUUUUCUCCUGUUUCAACCCAAAUAGCUAAAAAAAAACGCGUUUAGAACGGGUACACUCAUUAAGUACUCUCAUGCUGAUUAGGGUAGCCCUGUCGGACUAACGCGGGGUAACAGCGGGCGUACCCGUAUUAAGUCCGGUUGAGCACAGCUAUCGACGUUUUUCCCACACCUGAGGCACCGCUUUAGCGAAGUUGGAUCUGAGAUCUUUAAAAUAAACAUAGCUGGGUCACCCUUUUUUCUUAUUUCCCUUGUUCGCCCGUCUUCACCCAAACAACUCAAAAAAAACGAAGUUAAUACGGGUACACCUAUUGAGUUCUCUGAUUCUGAUAAGCGUAGCCCUGCCGGGCCAACACGGGGUAUAAGCGGGUGUACCUGACUAGUAGGUGACAACAUUUGUUGAAAUUAGGUUCCAUCUAAUACAUCUUGAAAUAUUUCGAUUUGAAAAAAAGUCAAUAAUUCCUUCAGGGGUUGGUUCAUGCUGCAAGAUAUUGUAGUGGCGAUGCCAUUGUCGAUUCUCGUCUUAAUUGCUUACGUUUCAAGAAAAAUUCAGGUUGGUGUCUAAAUUUGAAGCUGGAUAGAAGAAAAAUAUAAGUUAAGAAAUGGAUUUCGAAAUAUUUUGAAGGAAUAAAUAUGGUUUUCCCGUAAAACGAAUAAUUUCCGGUUAAAACUUCCCGAUGGUUAAAUUUUUUGAGUUCUUCUUCUUCUUCUUACGCCUUUGUACCGCUUGAGCGGCGUCGGCGCCCCAUGUCGAUUAGCCGAGGUCCUAUCCUGAUAAUCAGUGGACUGGCUCCAGUGACAUAUCCGUCCUUGUGUGUGACGGAUGGGGAUUUUGAAGUCGUUUGAGUUAUGAUCGGAAAAACAUGAAUUUCUCCAUCUGUUCCUUAAUUUGGGACGCCUUCAGGCUGAAAAUUUUGUUUGCCAGGGUUGAGACACGCUUCAGAAUCGGUUUUUUUUUCUAUUUUGUGUAUUUUUCCUUGCUUGACAUGUUAUGUUUCAACUAAAUUAUAAAUAUUAUUAUUUUUUGUUUUUUUAAUUUCCGUUGAUUUUUAAGCAAAAAAAUGGAUCGUAAUAUUCACUGGAAAAAGUCCAAAAGGUUUCAAAAAGGACUUUAGGAAAAAAAGGCCUUUAAAAUGCCUCAAAAAGCGUCUUUUUUCAAGAAUUUUUUUCUGAAAAUUAAGGAAUUGUAAAAAAAUAAGGCGGAAAAAUUAUGCAAAAAAAGGAGAUUCCCAGAAACUUUUUGACACCUUUUUUUAGGAACUCAGUGAGGAUCUUUAGGCUCUUUCUUUUUUGGCCUUUUUGAGGUCGUUUGGACUUUGUCUGUGUUAUAUAUUUUUUCUCGCAAAAAGCUCAGAAACGCUUCAAAAUCCCCCUUUUUUUCGAUUUCUUUUUUUCUUCUUUUUUGAGAUUUUUUUCAUCUAACAAAUUUUUUCCUGAUCCUUAUUCUAUCGAAAAGCGUUCUUUUUUUGAAAAUAUGGUUCAGAAACCUCGCCUUCACUACUACCUGAGCGAUCCGAUCAGAAGGCAUACCUGUCUUGGAGACCUCGCCCCGGAUCUUCGAGAACUCCUUCUUAAGGUAAACCCAAAGAAAAUAACUCGAAAAAUGGAAUUUUCCAGGACAAGAAGCUCUACAAGCAAGUGGAGCAUCUCCUUCUCAGCAUGGGAGUCAUGGGCCUUUUUUCCUACACCGAGAGUCCUGACCCAAAACGUUUCAACUCGGCUUGCACCGCUGUUUUCCAUAUCAAUGCCAAGUUUGAGGGUCCGGAAAAAUGGUUUUUGAAUAAUAAUUUUAGAGGGUUGCUCUAUGACACGAGUACCAGUGAUCGGGGUUACUCCGAAGUCACGCCCCCCAUCAAUCGAUAUAAAAGAUAUGAACACGAGUUCAAAACGCAGGUACUAGAGAAAUUCAGAAAUAGUAGAGUGGUCCCUCUAGGUGUCAGAAAAAAAAUAGCCCCUAUAGGGAUCGAAUUUAGAUGACCCCUCAGACCCCAAAGCUCAAAUGGUCACUAUAGGGACUUUAUUGAGUUUUUCGCAUCAUGCUUCAUCUCGUAGAGUUCAUAAGAAUACUCUACUAGCAUGUUCCAAGCUUUAGUGGCCCCUAUAGGGGAAAUUAAAGCGGUCCUCAGAGGAGAAUCUUCAAGGGCCCUUAAGGGACCACUCUGGAGUUCAAAAGGAAUGAGAAAAAAAUAUGUUUAUGGUGAGUACUAAAGUUCAAAAAUAAAGUGGGAAAAACCCUGAAAAAUAGUACUUUUUCAUGGUCGCACUUGGAAUGGAUCGACUGGUAAUUUUAUUUCUCAUUAAGUAGAUCAGAACAGGAAAACGUUGUUUUUCGAAUGUAGUAGGGAAAGAAGGAGCUUUUUGAGAGGAACUUCGAAAAAUAUCCCAAAAGUUAGAAGAACAUACAUCGGCUGCCCCCCCUUCAAAAAAAAAAGUUUAAAAAAACGUUCUGAAAUAAGCCGCACUUUUUGGGGGAAGGUGGGUAGGCCGUAGUUUGGGGGGUAGGCACCCCGGGGUGAGAUUCCGCCGAUGUAUGUUGAAGAAUUAUAAAGUAAUAACUGUUUCAUGGAGAUAUUUUUUAUCCCGAAUUUUCUAGGAAAACGUUGUCCUCUACUGGCAUCAUCUACGCGCCAUCGUCCAAUCGACGCCACUGGCUUUCCGGAUGGAUGGCCAGAAAGAUACGCAAACCACGCAGCGCUACCGCAGAUACGCCAUGGGACAGUUCGACAAGGCUUUUCCAUAUUUUUUGGCUUCAAAUCAAGUCAACUCUUCCAGACGAUGAUUCUGAAGCCAACGGAUCAGCCCAUCGACCUGGUACCGCCCUUGGAGCCCAACAACGGAUGCGCUGGAUUCGAUUGCGGCCUCUUUUUGUUGGUUUUUCGACAGAAAUUUUGGAAAAUCGGGGCCCCAAAGAACCCAAGCUGGCCGUGACUCGACUAUAUGUGAGAAAAAGUUGAAAACCCUUGAAAAUAUUCAAUUUCUGGUUUAUUUUUUUCGUUAAUAGUCAGCCAAUAAGGACGUUUUCGUUGUUUUUUUUGACAUGCAUUUAAAAACACCAGAGAAGUCCCUAUAGGGUUCUUCGAUGAUUCUUUCAACCUUCAGGGCUUAGGGGUCAUAUCCUGUGUCCUUAUAUAGAGCACUUUUUUGUCCCCUACAAAUGUUUUCCCUUAACCCCUUUAGUGGCCACUCUGGCCUUCCUAAGUAGUUUUUUCAAUGUCAAACAAUGAAAAUGUCUUUAAGAAUUCUUUGCUACAAUUGAACGAAACAAAAAAUGUUCCAGCCACUUGAAGCGGCAUUGGGAUCUGAACCCGAGACCGUCUCCCUGCGUUACCUGGUUCAUCUCGAGGUUCCGAAAGUCGUCGGACGUCCUGAAAAAUGAAGUCGAAUCCAAGUUGGCUUUCUCAAUAGAUAGAAAAAAUUUAAGGGAAAUUUCAGAGUGGAACGUCUUCAGAAAGAUUGGAAUAGCUAUGUCAAGUCGAUGAUGCCCGCUGACAUGGAACUGACCAGGAACAAGAAGAUGGCGGUGAGCGAUUCGAAAAAAACUUUUAUUUUCUUGUAUGUAAUGGACUAGGCGGUGAACAAGAACUUUCGUAGUCUCUUCAGUUUUUGAAUGUCAGGUACAAUGACGUCAUUUGAAAACGCCCUGUAAAUGGCUAUGAUUGGUUUGUCGCGUCGUUAGGGGCGGAGCUUAAGCGAAGACUUGACAUUCAAAAUCUGAACAGACUAUAGUCCCGUAUCAAAAACUGCCUUUGGCGAACUAGAAGUGUAGUUGAUCAAUUUGGUUUGUUUAUUCGAAUAUUUUUUAGCGGAAAAGUUCCGAAGGCUCCUUUUUGAGCUCUAGAAAGGUUGCAAAAAGUUCUUCCAAGUUCCUCUUUUCCACAUUUUUUGGAACUCAGUUCUUGAAAAGGUUGCAAAAAGAUUUUUCUAGCACUUUUUUUUUGCAAAUGGGACUUCCGAUCGGGUUUUCACCAGCUUUGAGGAAUCUUACUGAAUACGAAAAGUCGAAUUCCCCCUUUUUUUCUACUAGGGAAAGGCAAGGUUCAUCCACCCUUUUAAUAAUUUUUUCGUCUCUCUAUCUUUUUCUCGCCUUUUGAGCACCUUUUUUCCUCUUUUAAAGAACCUUAUGAGACAGAAGCUCCUCAAAGGAGAAGUUAGGAAAGAAUUUUCGAGGUCUAAAAAUUCAUUUUUUAGGCUUCUCUGGUCUUGAGGAUUGUAUGUGUUACCGAGAAAACUUUUUAAAAAAAUAUUUUCAUCAGCUUUUCUCACUUCUUUUUCAAUUUAUAGAAAUUUAACGAUGCGUAUUCUAUAAAAUAGAGUAUAAUAGUGGAAUCCAAGGCUUUUUUUAAAGUUACUAUCACUUUUUUUCCAUCUUAUCAACAUACCUUUCCGAAAGUUCAGGUCCGAACUUCGGAUGACACUGCGCUGUUUGCUGGAUCCCGUUCUGCGGCUGCGAAAACCCUGAGGACUACGAAUCUCGGCGAAGUGACACCUAAAGUGCUUUUCUUCCCAAAAAAUUGAACUUUCAAUGGGGAAUUUCAGUCAAAACCGUCGAAAAAGAGGAAAUUCGACAGUGUCGACGUGUUGAGUCACCGGAACCGCAUCUACAUGAGAAGUCGUUUCAGUGCCAAAGAACGGGAUCAAGUGAGUUUUUUGAUUCUGUGAGAGGGUCUAAGUGACCUUUUGAGAGGCCUAAAGAAAAAAUGGCGAUUGAAAAAAAAACCAGCGAAAAUUCAAACGGCGACUUUUCCGAUUUUUUCAUAGGAAAACAAUGUUAAUAGAUGUUUUAUAAACCGCAAAAUAUAAGGGAAAAAAAGUCGGAAAGGGAUUCGGCGGAAAGUUCCCUAGCGAUAUGAAAAAAUCAGAAAAGUCGCUGGCUUUUUUUCAUUCACCCAAAGAAGAAAAAACUCUCUCUUGAAUUUCUCAAAAAAGGAGCAAAAGCUGUUUCUGAGCUUGUUUUUUUCAAUCUUUUCAAGAAAGAGGACCUUUUAUCUGCCUUUCAUUUUUCUUUUUUUGAUAUGUUUAUAUAGAUUUCUUAUCACCAUAUGAUCUCCUUUUCAUUGAAAAAGAAAGUCAUGAAAAUUCGCUAGAUUUUUUUUGCUCCUUUUAGAAGUCUUUUAAGCUUUUCCUCAGUUUCUAAACGAUUUUCCAUGAUUUGAAACGCUAUAAACUUGUCCAUUAAUUUGUGGAACUCUGUUUCAACCGUUUUUUUCAUUUUUUAUUGAUAUCCGUCAUGUUUCUGGUGCAGAUUAUGCACAGAAAACUUGAUUCGAAAAAAAUAACAUUUCGUCAUAUUUUGGGACAAAAAGAAACUGAGUGAUGAAAUUUUUAUCUUUCCAUGCAUUUUUUGCGGAAAAAAAAACAAGAAAAGCGUGAAAAAAUUCCUAAGAAGGUCAUAAAAUUCCAAUUCGCCAUAUCUUUCAAAAAAAGGAGAAAAAUAAGAAAUAUUCAAAAAUAUUUUCAGCUCAUCAUCAUCCGAGCAAUCGGCUUCUUUCUGAACCCGGUUUAUCGAUUUUGGCUUGAGCCGACCGUUUUGAGGGACAUUAUGCAUGAGUACGUGCCGGAGUCUCGUACCAAGACUGUUCAGGUUGAGAAAUUUGUCUUUUUCUUUUAAUUUUGCUCAAAAAUCUUUAAAGGAUCAUGCAGAAAGUUUCAAAAAGGUAUUGAGAAAAAUGACCAUUUUUUUGAGCUUUUAAAGUAUCUAUGAGCCUUUAAAGGAGUAAUCCUUGAAAGAGCUCAUUUUUAACGAAAUUAUAUGAUUUACUUGCUCUUUUCAGAGUUUGAUGGCGGCCGGAGUCCGAGAAAUGACCCGAUCUCAUCGUUUGGCCUACCUGAGAAGGGUUGUCAGGAACUUGGCAACUUUUAAAGUGAAAAGAAAGACUUCUAACUCUAGAAUAAAGUUUUUUUUUAGGAAAUGCGAACAUUCCGAAGCGAGCUGGCCUCGAUCCAACUUCACACGGCCGAAGAAAAGUCGGAGUUUUUCAGGAAAGUCUACGAAGUCGCUGUCAAACUUCUCUUUUUGUACGUUUUUUGAGAAAUAAUCGAAACUGUGUAGUUUAUAGUACAAUGGGUAAGGUCAAGUAAAGGUCAAAGUUUAGUUUGAGAUUAUUUAAGAACGAUUCAAAUUUUUCAAAGGGUUUUAGCUUGAAAAAUCGAUCCUGAGUAGGAGAAUUGACAAGAAAAAAUAAUAUGAUCAUUAAGAUUCUAUUCAAAAAAGUUUAGUUCCAAAAGUUUUGGAUCACGUGAAGCUUAUUUGCGUGUAGUGGACGACGUCUUGGCAAAAACGGGAAAAAAUUUGAGUUUUCGGCUUUUUAAAAAUCUUUAAGAGGUUCUACAUGUAUGUGAGCAUAGGCGAAUUUCACAAAAAUUUCAAAAAAAAAAAAAUAGUUUUCUGUGUGAUCCAAGUUUUUUUCCGAUUUCUAAACGGGCUGUACUCUUCGGAGGCGGUUUCCAUAAACUUUUACGGCCGAUACUUUUCCGAACCGGGAAUUUCCGAAUCGAAAUCCGAAUCGAUACUUUUCCGAAUCGUACUUUUCCGAAUCGGGUGUAUACUUUUCCGAACCCAAAUUUAUUAUGCUUUUCCGAAUCGGUUUUCCAAUUUUAUUCAGGUAGAACCUUUCUUUCGAUCUUCUCAUUUCCGACCGGUUCCAUAUAAUUUUUCUCGAUUGGUUUCAAGCUCUGCCGUAAUUAGUCAGAGACUUCUUUUUCAGAUCAUUCUUUCCAAAAAUUUCUUUAUAUUCUGUUCGAUUUUUAGUUCAAAUUUGGCAUAAUUUGAUCUAUAAUUUCUUUUAUAGACCACCGAGAUUAGAAAUUACCUCGGCACAGAAUGUGUCAAGUGCCCUGAUCUUUGCAUGACUUUUUCAGAUUUUCAGAAUUCCUUGAUUUUUUUUCAAUCAAUAUACAUCAUUUCAUUCGUUGUUUCAGUCAAACAUGUCAUCGACUAAGCCUUGAUCAACAACAUUUUGAGUUCUAUCGAUCAGCUGCCUUUAGUGAUGGCAGCUUAUCGAUAUGACUCGAAAAGUUAUUGCUCAAAGCUUAGCCGAUGAAAUUUAUGGAAAUGAAAAGUAAAAUGCAGAAAAUUCUGAAAAUCUGAAAAAGUCAUGCAAAGAUCAGGGCACUUGACACAUUCUGUGCCGAGGUAAUUUCUAAUCUCGGUGGUCUCUAAAAGAAAUUAUAGAUCAAAUUAUGCCAAAUUUGAACUAAAAUCGAACAGAAUAUAAAGAAAUUUUGGAAAGAAUGAUCUGAAAAGAAGUCUCUGACUAAUUACGGCAGAGCCUGAAACCGAUCGAGAAAAAUUAUAUGGAACCGGUCGGAAAUGAGAAGAUCGAAAGAAAGGUUCUACCUGAAAAAAAUGGAAGACCGAUUCGGAAAAGCAUAAUAAAUUUGGGUUCGGAAAAGUAUACACCCGAUUCGGAAAAGUACGAUUCGGAAAAGUAUCGAUUCGGAAAAGUAUCGAUUCGGAUUUCGAUUCGGAAAAUCCCGGUUCGGAAAAGUAUCGGCCACUUUUACGGAGCGUAAAUGAAUUUAACGCAGUUGAACAUGAGUUUUUCAAAGGGUUAUGCGAACCUCGUAGGCUGAAAGCGUUCAAUAAUAAGAAAUGGGAAGUUUCUCCUCUGAAGAAGCCAUUUACGCACUCACUUUACGCUCCGUAGACAUUUAAAACGUAAACUUGAGAUUUUCACAUGUAUAUGCAAACUUUGUGAGCUGAAAGCGUUAUACAAGAGUGAAUAACAUUUUUUCUUCUAGAAAAUCUAUAUACGCACUUCAUUUACGCUGUGUAAACUUUCAGGUUUAUACAUUCGCUUUGGUUUGCGCGAAAAAUGACCAAAAUCACUAUGAAUUUUUGCAUUUAUUGGAACCAGGAGCCAUAUAAAUGGAAGCGUUUUCAGCGUAAAGGAGUUUGAAGCAUGUAAUCUUGAAAAUUUUUCACAACUAUGCGAACUUUGUGAGCUGAAAGCGUCACACGAGUAUAAAUAUUAAAAGUUUUCCUUUCGGAUAAGCUAUUUACGCUGCGUAAACGUUCAAAUGUAUGGCCAUUGAACUGUUCGGUGUCUAGGGACAACGACGUCCUGCCGCACGUUUUGACGUCGGACAAGGACUUCUCCAACUACCUCAGCCGCUGCAACGUCUUCAUCACGCCGGAGCCCACGACGACCGCGGCUUUGCCUCUGAGAUGCCGAAAACCCGAGAACUUCUCCCAUAUUCAUCACUGCGUCACUGUCAAUAUCCUUCUAGUACGGAUCUGUUAUGCAGGUUUUUAUAAAAUCACAAUUUAGUCCGUUCUCCUACAUUUCUACGACAGCGGCUUCUCGGAAAACCUUCUUGAGCAGGUUUCAGCGACCGUCGUACACAACGCCCUUCAAGUGAGAGAUGUCUUUUGUUGGGGAUGCUGGGAAAAUUGGAAUAAAUACAUUUUUUUAAUGAAAAAGUAGAUGAUGAGAAGCUUGUGAAGUUUAUCUGGAGUAAAAUUAAAAAAAGGAAACUUCAAAUUAAAAAUUCUUUUUUCUGCCUCGAAAAAUCAUAGCAUUUUGCGAUUUUUUUAUUCUGUUUCAUUUUUUUAGAAUCUCUUACUUUUUUUAUGCGAAAAUUCGAAUUUUCAGGAAAAAAAUCCAAUAAAGUUUGAAGCUUGUCAUUCAAAAUUUUCAGCUUUUUCCUUCGGUUCCUAGGAAAUUUGUUGGAAUUUUGAAUAAUAUCUCGAGUUAAUAUAAAAUUUUUUGAUCUUGGUACAUCUUUCCUUUCUCUUACUGGCUUUUUCCAUGCGAAAAUUUGAGAAACGGCUCCUUCUAAGAAAAUAAUUCAAUAAAAUUUGGAACUUGUCAUUCAAACUUUUUCAGUCUUAUUCCUCGGUUCUUGAGAAAUGUGUUCGAUUCUAAAUAAUAUCUCGAGUUGAUAUAAAUUUUUCUUGAUGUGGGUACUUUUUUUCUUUUUCUCUUAUCGACUUUUUUUCAUACGAAAAAUUUCAUGAAAACUGUUAUUUUCUAGGAAAAAAAGGGUUAUAAAAACGCUCCAGUGAUUCCUCAGGGGUUUUUUUCAAUUUAACUUGAUAAGAACAAUUUCUGAUGCCAGUAAAUUUUUCUUGUAAAUUACUGAUUUAUUCAUGCGAAAAUUUAAAAAAAAGCCAUUCUUUUCUAGAAAGAAAGGUCGUUCAAAAGUUCCAGAUUCGAAAAAAAAAAACCAAAUUUUUUGAUAUAAGUACAUUUUUUAUUUCUCUUACAGUUUUUUCAUGUGAAAUUUUCAAAAAUAAACGCCUUCUUCCAAAAAGAAAAAGGGUCAAACCUUGAAGUUUUUUUCAAAAUUAUGCUUUUUGGUCGUUUCCAAGUGUUAUUUUGGCACAAAAAUUGCAUUUUCCUUAAUUUAGAAAACUCAACAAAUCUCGUUUCGUGAAUUCCUGGUUGAAUGAUCCAGCCUUCCUCCUUUCAGACUUUCUUCAAACUUUAUAUGAUCCUUCAUAGGUUCUACGAGCCGAUGGACUGGUUUCCCGAGUUCGGUCGACCGACCCGACCUCCUCCAUCAUGGCCAAAAACCAGGCCGUUCUCUCCCAUUAGUAAGCAAUGAUGCAACUAAUCACUGUUCAAAAAAAACUGUCCAGCUUCCGCUCGUUCUUCACCCAUCGCUACAAGCCGGACCUCAUCGACGAGCUUUCCGAAAUGCUCGAAGAGCUCGAGGAGGCUGGCGACGUCGCCGAGCUGCUCGGCGAUAACGCGUCCCUCGUCGUCAUCGCCUCCUCCGCCUUCUACAACAACAAAGAACGGGAUCUGAAAGUGCGCGUCGACGACGACAUCCUCAACGCGUUCGGCGUCUUCCACGAACCCAACUCGAUAAAGCAGAUACGCUACCUGGAAUCGACCAAUAUUCACCUGGAAAAGGUAGGGACUUUGAGAGAUAUGACCAGCAAGCUUUCAAGUUUCAAAAUAGAGCGUUAAAUUGAAGAGGGCGCAGAAAAGUUAGACUUUUUCAAGUUUUGAAAUUAAAAUGAUCAAGGAAAGGAAAAUAUAAUAUUUAAUCCAUUUUUGAAAAAAAUCUUUGAAAGUGUCUACUCAAGUGGAAAUUAUAAAUCUGCUUGGGAUGUUCAUAAAUUCAAAAAUUCCAGUCAAUUACUGAAAUUCUACGCCAUCUAGUCAGCUGAAACUUUGCUGAAGUGUACUUUAAGACCUCCUGAUUCCAGAACAAGAAGAAAAUUUCUCGCAAUAGAUCUCGUUUUCGAGUUAGGACACUUCAAAAGCCCGAAAUAGCGCUUUUUUGGCCUAAUUUGCGUAUUUUGCACACUUUGAAGCUCUAUAACUCAGAAACAAGAUCUAUUGCGAGAAAUUUUUUUCUUGUUCUGAAAUCAGGAGGUCCUAAAGUACACUUCAGCAAAGUUUCAGCAAAAGUUCAACCGGGGGGUAAAAAACGUUCCCUGGUGAGAGCGGAAGGAAAAAAUACCUAUUGUAGCACUCGAAAAUUGUCAAGUCGCGACGAAUAAACUACAAUUUUUUUUUCCAAACUAUAAAGUUUUUCAGGUCCGCGUUUUCUUCCCGAAACAGGCGAAGGGCAAGAAGUUCGACUCGAGGUUCAACCUGGAAGAAAAAGAUCCGCCGUUGCCCACCGUUGAAGAACUUUUGAAGUUGAUCGAUAAGUACGCUAUAAUCAAAAAUUAUCCCCAAACAUAACCUUUUUUUGAAGUUCUCGGUCUCUUUCUGAUGUUCCUCUGCCUUUCGAAGAUUGGCUGCAAACUCGCGAUCCGGCUGAGAGAAGGCUUUUGAAAAUCUUCUACGACAAUAUUCUUCUCACCGAAGCGUUUGGCGUCUGCGUCGCUGAUAUUCGGGUUGGUUCUAUGUGGUUUUUUUCAGAUUUCUCAAGAUUUUUCAUUCGAACCUUAAAUCCUCAUCGAAACUCGAAAAUCUGUAGGAGCUCGCCUGGGCGAGGUUCGUCGACAUUGACCGGUUCCUGAAGAUCCUCGGCGAGGGCGGCCAGAUUGUCGAAGUUGGCGUCGACACCCGCCGCUGGGUCUCCACCACGUUUUCUGGCGCCUGGUGCGUGACCAUCGAGAACCGCCGCUACUGUCCGAGGCCGUGGGUCAAGCCUACAGGUACAUUACAAUGUUCAUUAGGUUCAUCCAUAUAGAUAGGCAAAACCUAAAGGUUCCCCUAACGACCCUCAGAACGUGUUGUAAACGUUCCGAUAAAAGCUCCUAAGCUCUUAUUUUAUACCUUUACAGGAAGUGGCUUUUCAGCACCGCUUUUUUAAAGGAAAUGAGAAAGAUGCUAACUUGAAUAAAAUUUAUUGCUUCUAACCUAUUUUUUUAAAAGAACCUUAUGCGGGGUUUUUUUUAACCGAGUUAAUUCAAGAUGGUACUAACAAGGUUAACGGCCGGUCAAUAUUUUGCAGUCCACGAACUUUUCAAAUUUUUUCGAACUUUGUUGGGCUAUCGUAUUACGACCGGCCGCCUGAAACUUGUCCAUUUUCUUGUCAAAAAUUUAUGCUCAAACAGAGUCAAAGAAAAGAUUUGAAUUUCUCGGACUCGCCUUUAGUUAGACCAAGUUUAAAAGGUUAUGAAGCUUUUUUUGAAUUCAUAAUCGAGUUUGUCUGAAAUAGGUUUUCUACGCUUGGCUAAUAGAAAUCCGAAAACUUUUUUUUAUCGUGUCAAAAUCUUGCUUAAGCCGGCCGUAAACCACAUUCUCGAAUCCUCAUAAAAAUAAUUUGAAGGUGGACUCUGCGCGGCGACGAUCCGCUGGAUGGCCGAAGCCGUUCUUAUGUUUGUCGUGGCGAGACCCGGUUGUCCGGUCAGAUUCCAAGUUAUUUUCUAUUUUUCUGUUGUAAUUUUCAGGUUCGAGAAAUAAUGAACUCGAAGGAAUUCGCCCUGCAGCACAUUGUCCUCGAGGAAUUGGUAAUUUUUCUUCCAGUUUGUGAAAAAUAAUUGGUAGUUGAAGGGAUUUAUGAAAAGUACUUGAAAAGGGGUUCUAAGUGGUCACUAGAGAGAAUUUCAUAAACUUCGAAAUUAUCAGAGGGGGUUAAUCACCUAGUGUCUUCUGUUUUUUCCUCCCCUGGAAGAUCACCAUACUAUCCCGAAGUCUCGCGAAAAAUAAAUUGAUUGAUUGAUUGAAGAUUACCGUUCUGGAAGCAGCGAAAUGCCUGAAGGUCGAGGAGAAUUCCUACAAGAGUGGCAGGCUUUCGUCGCCUUUUGAAGGUUUGUCGAGUGAAAAUGAAGCUGAAGAAAUAAUUAAUUCUCUUUUUCAGCUGCGAGCAAAAACGUGACAGUUCGGAUGUUGUGCCCCUCAGUUGACGCCAUCGAGCGAUUCUCGAAUAUUUUCAAAGGUAUUGCGAGGUUCUGAAUGAACAAAUUUGAGUUUUUGUCGGUUUCCGAAAUUGUCGUUGAACACGAACAUCUUGACCUUCUUGUAGUGUUAAUAAUUUUUUUUUCGAUUUUUCAUGAUCCAGUAGAGAACCUCCUUGAAGUCUCAAUAAAAGUUCCAUAAGUUUCGAAGUUUGGGACGGAGAUUAUAGGGGAAAACCUGAGGUAGGCCCUAAAAGGAGUUCGAGAUUCUGUGGGUCCUGAAGGAAGGGUAUUAGAUCCAGUAGAGAUCUUUCUCGAAAAAAGGAUUCAGUAGAGAACCUUCUUGAAUACUCAAUGAGAUCAACAAAACUUUCAAAGUUUUGGGCGGAGAUUAUAGGGGAAAAGCUGAAGUGGGUCCUAAAGGAAGUUUGAGUUACAGUGGGUCCUAAAGGGAGGGUAUUAAGACCUCCUAAAGGGGAAAACAAAUUUAAAGACAUACAGUUUUUAAAACUAGGAAGAGGGUUAUAUAAAUUCACGACUAGCUUGGGACGCAAAGGGGCAUGGCUUGUCUGCGCUCUCCACCAACCAGCCAUCUCUCUUUUCUUAUCGUGUCAGGACCCUUUUUUCGGUGGCUCAAGCCAGCUGUGAAUCAACUAUUCCUAAAACUGUUCCUUAUAAAAUUGGGAAGAGUACCUUUUUGCCACUUUUCUUCAGCCUAUAGUUUUUUUCUUUUUAAGCCAUAAAGAUUAUUAUAAAAACACAGGGCCUUUUAGAGGCCUCGAAACGGAAUCCUUCUAAAGACUUUUUGGCGAGAGUUUCUACUUUCCGAAAGAAAUUUGAAAAAAAACCUCAUUUUCUAGGAGUUCAACUCCUGCCGACGAUGCAUGGCUCCAUGCGCCUUGGAAAUUCCGAUUACUGA
Caenorhabditis auriculariae is the source of this 23087-nucleotide messenger RNA. The record is from the annotation of a GenBank genome assembly. Lineage: Eukaryota; Metazoa; Nematoda; Chromadorea; Rhabditida; Rhabditidae.